Messenger RNA from Penicillium argentinense, 1215 nucleotides. Its product is annotated as undecaprenyl diphosphate synthase family protein. Gene Ontology annotation, molecular function: ditrans,polycis-polyprenyl diphosphate synthase [(2E,6E)-farnesyl diphosphate specific] activity. Bases 1 to 1215 code for a protein of 404 amino acids. The record is from RefSeq and is a predicted model, not a curated record. NCBI's taxonomy places the organism in Eukaryota, Fungi, Ascomycota, Eurotiomycetes, Eurotiales, Aspergillaceae. The transcript is spliced from 2 exons. Gene Ontology annotation, cellular component: dehydrodolichyl diphosphate synthase complex; membrane; lipid droplet.
AUGGCGGGCUCAAUGCACCUCUCCCGGCUCCGCAAGUGGUUCCUCGCCUCCCCGCCCAUCGAGUUCGCGAUCACCAACCUCAAGGAGCUCCUGGUCGGCGCGCUUCGGCAGGGCCCUAUUCCUCAGCAUGUCGCGUUUGUCAUGGACGGAAACCGUCGGUUUGCCAGGUCACAUGGAAUUGAGACUGUGGAGGGUCACAACCUGGGAUUCGAAGCGUUAGCUCGGAUUCUAGAGGUCUGCUAUAAGAGUGGAGUCAAGGUUGUCACGAUCUACGCAUUCAGUAUCGAGAAUUUUAAGCGGUCCAAGUUCGAGGUGGAUGCGCUCAUGGAUAUGGCCAAGGUGAAGCUCUCGCAAAUGGCACAACAUGGCGACCUGCUUGAUCGAUACGGAGCCAAGGUCCGCGUUCUGGGCCGAUUGGACCUACUCAAGCCCGACGUCCUGGCCGCGGUCAACAAAGCCGUUGAUCUGACCAGCCGUAACGGCGACCGCGUGUUGAACAUCUGCUUCCCCUACACCUCCCGCGACGAGAUCACCUCUGCCAUCCGUGAAACCGUCGACGACUACAGCCAGCCUCUCAAGCCCGCCAACGGCAGUCGCACGCCCUUCUCCGAAUCGCAUAUUACUUAUAAUAUCCGCGCUCAGAACCUCGGGUCCAAACCGAACGAUACGCACAGUGACUCCGGCUCGACGUCUGCUGAUUCUUCGGCACCAGAAGACGACUCCUCGGCUUUACGACCUGAUCAUUCCCACCGUGUAUAUGAGUCCGGCUCCUCAUUCUCUUCCUCCACAACUCUCCACCUGGGCCAGCAGGAUGGACAUAAUCAGAAGGGGGCAACCCAGGGAAACAUCUCCGGCUCUGAAAAGCCGGUCUUCAGCUCCCCUGAAACCAUUUCGCGCCAGACCCUGUCCGACCAUAUGUUGACCAAGGGCACUCCGCCUUUAGACAUGCUGAUCCGCACCUCGGGCGUCGAGCGUCUGAGCGACUUCAUGCUCUGGCAAUGCCACGAAAAUACCGAGAUUGUUUUCCUUGACGUCCUCUGGCCCGAGUUUGAUUUGUGGCACUUCCUACCCGUCAUGCUCGGCUGGCAACGGCGCAUCUCCAAGUCUCGCCAGAACCCAGAAGCCGAGGGCAACUUUGCUGGAGACAGUCCUGAGUCCAGCGAGGAAGAUUUGGAUGCCAUGGUUUUGCGACAAGGCAAGGUCAAGGGCAUCUAA